GAGUGUCUUCUACCUGUCAAUUGUUACCAAUUAUUAUCAAUAUUUAUAUUAAUAAAUUGUAAUAAAAAUUUUUUAAAAAUGUCUCGAGUUUCUGUCGUGAUUGCUUUCUUAGCAGUUUCUGCAAUGGUUAUUUCCAUUAAAUCUGAAGAGAUUCAUUUGUAUACGGACAAGUAUGAUUAUAUUGAUUAUGACGAGAUUUUGGCAAAUGACCGAAUUCGAAAUCAGUAUUACAACUGCUAUCUAGGAACUGGUUCAUGCCUUACUCCUGAUGCCAAAUUUUUCAAAGACAUGUUCCCAGAAGCCUUGGUUACAAAAUGCAAAUACUGCACCGAAAAGCAAAAAAACGGCUUUGAAAAGAUUGUCACCUACUACACAGAAAAGGAACCGGAAGCGUGGGAAAAAGUUCUCAGAAAGGCGAUCGAAGAUGCUCGAAGUCGAUCAAAGCAAUAAAUAAAAAAAAACAGAUUUAUAUUUAUUUUGUAAAAAUGUAAAAAUUCCAUUAUACAAUAGUUAACUCUAGAGAAUAUCAAUCAAGUUUGUUUAUAAAAUGUUAACAAGUCAAU
Molecule: messenger RNA, 563 nt
Organism: Belonocnema kinseyi
Lineage: Eukaryota; Metazoa; Arthropoda; Insecta; Hymenoptera; Cynipidae
Product: ejaculatory bulb-specific protein 3-like
Exons: 2
Coding region: 79-450 (123 amino acids)
Source: RefSeq, a predicted model, not a curated record